Messenger RNA from Symbiodinium pilosum, 447 nucleotides. NCBI's taxonomy places the organism in Eukaryota, Dinophyceae, Suessiales, Symbiodiniaceae. The record is from the annotation of a GenBank genome assembly.
GAUCCUAUGACAAGACAAGUCGCACGAUUUUUCUGCCAUUUGGCGAUGCAUACAGCUGGACCUACAAUUCGGACUUUGCAGGUUGGACGGAGUAUGCAGCCGUUACGCUGAACCUUGCUUUCUUUAGCCCCGGAAAGCUGAGAGUUGAGUUCGACAAAGACUUCCGAUCUGCAACGAUGCAGAUUGUUCUGGCCGGCGUCAGUUUGGCAGAUGUGGCGGGGCUCUGGGCGAUGAACCGGACGGAUGAGUCAGGGGAGUUUUGGAACCGAAUGCAGUGGGAUCAUGGCAAGUGGAGGUUCAUCUAUGACAUCAGUAAGGCCGUUGAUGCUGGCGGAGACAAAUUGCCAGCUUGGUCGCAGAUGGUGAAGUCUGCCAUUGCUGGAACUAUGGUACAUGGAAAUGGGUGUGGCCACACAAUGGUAAAAACCGAUGUGCAGCUGAUGCACG